GAUGGUCCUGCGCCGGCUGCUCUUCGCCCUGCUCAACGACCCGCGGCUCCUGGACCGGCUGGCGGAAGCGGGGCCGAUCCGGACGGCCGCGCGCCUAACCGCCGCCGCCCUGACGCGCGGACUGCGCCUGCGCGACACCUUCCUGCGCGAGCUGAAGGAGGAGGCGGCGCGCGCCAAGGACGCCUGGCCCAACCAGGGGCGCGGGAAGAAGGGGCGGGACUCGUGACCAGCUUCCGGGGAGCGCCGA
Euleptes europaea (tarantolino) is the source of this 247-nucleotide messenger RNA. It is a transcript of the gene NCBP2AS2, whose product is annotated as NCBP2 antisense 2 (head to head). The record is from RefSeq and is a predicted model, not a curated record. NCBI's taxonomy places the organism in Eukaryota, Metazoa, Chordata, Lepidosauria, Squamata, Sphaerodactylidae. The transcript has a single exon. The coding region runs from base 2 to 226 and encodes 74 amino acids.